AUGAGUGGUGACGAGAAUCGUGACCGAUUCGCAUGCUGGGGCGGAUACUGGCCUGGUAUGGGCGCUGAAAUGAGCACUGAUGCAGGCACCGGCACUUCAGCAACCGCUCAGUAUUCGCCUCCACCAAUGCCAGUGUCGGUUUCAUCGAGAUCAGUGCCUGGUGCAGCCUCCGAGGGCACAAGAUCAUAUGCUGCGUCUACUGCGCCUAGCCGCACAAUCAAGCAAGAAGAUGAUGACCAGCCUUCUCCUAUCCCUAACUCUAGCGGCACAAACUGUGAUAUUUGCCUCGGCUUGACUCGUUGUCAAUGCCCUCCGUCAAAUUGCCCCUGCCCCUAUUGCGCUCAAGGAGAGCCAGAAAAGUGCAUUGAGGCAGUCGUAACUUCCCACCGAGCUAAUGUCGCCGCCGCUUUACAAAACGAGCACCUUUAUAUUCGGCAAAGUCUAUUGAGAAUAGAAAGUCUUGUUAUUGAAAGCCACCAGUUCAUACAAGACCAUGAACGCCAAUUAUGGAAACUUGAACGAGACGCCAAGGACUACGAAAUCGCAAACCUGAGACGGCAUGCCGAACAAGUAGAGCAAGAAAAUCGGCGACUCAACAUCAGGAUAAGCUCUUUGCAAGAGCAACACAGUCAGCCACGAUCAACCUUUUAUCACACCGGUCUGUCAGUCAAUGAGCCGCCACCAGUCGUUCAUCAUGCCAGUCUUCCUGACAAUUUAUCUCUGCUCAAUAGCGGCAUUCCUCGGGGCAUUCCUCGGUCCCUUUCUGACCAGCCAGCUGGCAGAUCUUCAAGCGAGGUCGGCAUCUACGAUUUACCCCCGAGCCUGUCUGGUGAAUAUAUGCCAAUGUCUCCUGAGAUUGGACAUUUCGACCUUUUUUCAUCACAAGGAUUGGCACAAAACACUGCUCGCGCAGCCAGCCCGGAAUAUUCGCCCCCUUCGCCUACUUUAAUGAUGAAGAGCUUCCACUCAGAUUCAAGCAGGAGCCCCAAGAGGCCAGCUUCGGUCAUUGACGACGGCGAAGCUCAUCUAGGGAUUGAAGCCGUGGCGUCCAGAGCAAGCGCCCCUCAGGGCUCUAUUUCGGCGCCAGCUCCUCAGCAAGAAGCUUGGUCACCUCCCAACAAGAGGCAACGUAGCAUGUCCUAUGAUUAUUACGUCGUCACCGGUGUCAAUUCAGAGCCAGGAGCAAAUGAAGAGGAGUUGCAACGGCUGACCAUGCAUGCUGGACACACUCCCAAUCGUUCAAUCUCUUCUCCGUCCGCCGCCGCCGCGGCUACUGCUCCCGCUGGGCCCAGCAGAGGUGAUACAACGCCGACCGCCUCGUCUUUUCUCGGCGUCGAGGGCAAUGCCAAUACUAGGGCCAACACUACUUCCAACAAGCGCAUAAAGACGCAGCUUGAACUAGAAGCUAAAGCCGAGGUCGAGGCAGGGGUCGAAACAGAGGAGACCAAUACAGCAGAGAUAUAUUCUUUCUAUAAGAGCGUCAUGGGAAAUUCGCCACCGCUACCACAACGAAGCAGGCGUAUGACCAUCCCAGAGGCUAUAGAGGGUUUUCGAUCGCAAAUCGACGAGACAUUCAGGCGUCAAAGCCAACUCAAUGGCGAGGGUUGUACCCCUCCCACAAACUCUGGCUCUUCCGUCGUCGGUUCUCCUGCCUCACAGCGAGCUCUCCUUGACGCCGUGGAUGAUAAUCCUCUCACUGGCCCGUUGAUGAUCAGGAAUAUUCCCGCGCAAGAUGAACUUUUCCUGGAAGUAUUGAAUGAAAAGCUAGGGCCCAUUAGCCAAGGCCAAGAUGCUCUCCCCAAAGUUGUGCAGGAUCUUAAGCUGAAUCCUGUUCCUGACGAUACGGCGAGAUUAGAGGCUCAGUCAGAUUCUGGCGAGGAAGCCGACGGCGACGAGGAUGCCCCCGUGGAAGUCGAGCGGCCCGUUAGAAGAGAAGAUUACGACUCGGACAGCGACUCGGGGCCUGAAGUUACCCUCAAGCUUAGACAUACCAGCAAUUUUGGGGCUCCCUUUGGAAGAAUUUGA
Trichoderma asperellum CBS 433.97 is the source of this 2025-nucleotide messenger RNA. The record is from RefSeq and is a predicted model, not a curated record. Lineage: Eukaryota; Fungi; Ascomycota; Sordariomycetes; Hypocreales; Hypocreaceae.